CAUAAAUUAUGUCCUCUACUGUUAACUCUUCAAACGACCAUGACGAUAACCAUGUUCAAGAUCAAGAAUCUAUCACCUUCCCUUUACUUCGCCGCGAAAGAUCUCCCAUUAAUUCUAGCUCUCAAGUCGCCAUCGUCGGCUCUUAUGUCUGCCCCAUUGAAAGUCUUGAUUAUGAGAUAGCUGAGAAUGAUUUUUUCAAGCAGGACUGGAGAACUCGUGGGAAAGCUUAUAUUUUUCAGUAUAUAUUUAUGAAGUGGUCUCUGUGUUUUUUGAUUGGGUUGAUUGUUGGGCUUAUUGGGUUCUUCAAUAAUCUUGCUGUUGAGAAUAUUGCAGGGAUCAAGUUUGUGGUUACUUCUAAUAUGAUGUUAGCCUCCAAGUAUGGAUUCGCCUUUCUAGUGUUUUCUGUUUCUAAUUUAGUACUCACUCUCUUGGCUGCUAUCAUCACCGCCUUUAUUGCGCCAACGGCCACAGGUUCUGGUAUCCCCGAAGUCAAGGCUUACCUGAACGGAGUGGACGCGCCUGGUAUACUUUCAUUUCGAACUAUGAUUGUUAAAAUUGUUGGAAGCAUUUUUGCGGUGUCAUCUUCUCUUCUGAUUGGAAAGGCAGGGCCCAUGGUACACACUGGUGCAUGUGUUGCAUCACUUCUGGGGCAGGGUGGGUCAAGUAAAUAUGGCCUAACAUGGAAAUGGUUACGUUUCUUCAAAAAUGACCGAGAUAGGCGAGAUCUUGUAACAUGCGGAUCUGCUGCUGGAAUUGCGGCUUCCUUCCGUGCUCCAGUUGGUGGUUUGCUGUUUGCUCUUGAAGAAAUGGCAUCUUGGUGGAGAAGUGCCCUUCUGUGGAGAGCUUUCUUCACAACUGCUAUUGUUGCUAUUCUGCUCAGGGCUCUAAUUGAUGUUUGCUUAAGUGGCAAGUGUGGACUAUUUGGUAAAGGGGGGCUGAUAAUGUAUGAUGCAUAUUCGGCAAAUAUUUCAUAUCACCUUGUGGAUCUUCCACCUGUACUUAUUCUUGGAAUUGUUGGGGGCAUAUUGGGGAGUUUCUAUAAUUUUCUUCUGGAGAAACUUCUCCGGGUUUACAAUCUUAUUAAUGAGAAAGGGGUUGCUUAUAAAAUCUUUCUUGCAUUGUCAAUCUCAAUUUUCACAUCCUGUCUUCUCUUUGGAUUACCGUGGUUUGCAAAAUGCCUUCCUUGCCCAUCUGACACAUCAGAACAAUGUCCAACUAUAGGCCGGUCUGGGAACUACAAGAAAUUCCAAUGUCCUCCUGGUCACUACAAUGAUCUUGCCAGCCUCAUUUUUAAUACAAAUGAUGAUGCUAUCAAAAAUCUUUUCAGCAGCGGCACUGAUUCUGAGUUUCAAUAUUCGUCAAUUAUUAUAUUCUUUAUCACCUGCUUUUUUCUAAGUAUUCUUAGCUAUGGGAUUGUUGCUCCUGCUGGUCUUUUUGUACCUGUCAUUGUUACAGGGGCAUCUUAUGGGCGUUUUGUUGGAAUGUUAGUUGGUCAUCACACAAGUCUUAAUCAUGGCCUCUAUGCUGUGCUUGGUGCUGCCUCAUUACUUGGUGGAUCUAUGAGGAUGACAGUUUCUUUGUGUGUUAUUAUCCUCGAACUUACCAAUAAUCUACUAUUGCUACCCUUGAUAAUGUUGGUUCUUCUAGUUUCAAAGACUGUAGCAGAUGCUUUUAAUGGCAACAUAUAUGACCUUAUCAUGAAGGCAAAAGGCUUUCCUUAUCUAGAAACUCAUGCUGAGCCUUAUAUGAGGCAGCUGACAGUUGCUGACGUUGUUACGGGCCCACUCCAGUUUUUUCAUGGCAUUGAGAAGGUUGGUAAUGUGGUUCAUGUUCUCAAAACUACUAGGCAUAACGGGUUUCCUGUGAUUGAUGAGCAUCCAGUUUCCGAAAAACCAGUCCUCUAUGGUUUAAUCCUUCGGGCCCAUCUUCUUACAUUGCUAAAGAAAAAAGCUUUUUUAACUACUCCAGAGCCAGUUGGCGUAGAAGCUUUUACACAGUUCUCAGCGGUUGAUUUUGCAAAGAGGGGUUCAGGCAAUUUUGACAACAUAGAAGACAUCCACUUAUCGUUGGAAGAGAUGGAAUUGUUCUUAGAUCUGCAUCCUUUUACUAAUGCAUCACCUUAUACUGUUGUAGAGACAAUGUCACUAGCAAAGGCUCUUGUUCUUUUCCGGGAAGUUGCUUUGAGGCACCUGCUGGUGAUACCUAAGACCUCUGGUAGAUCGCCUGUAGUGGGUAUAUUGACAAGGCACGAUUUCAUGCCAGUACAUAUACUGGGUUUGCAUCCUUUGCUGGUAAGGAGUAGGUGGAAAAGGUUAAGAGUUCGCUUCCCCCAAAUACUCAGAUUCUUUUAGAAAAUCUCAGUCAAGCAUUGGAUCCUACCUUCAACAAUAAGACUGUAAAUAGUCUUAUUCAGCUGCAUACAGUUACAGCAUUCAAUUAUAUCCAUUCCAGAGCUGAAUACGAGCAGAUGGGAGCAUAUCGGCAUGUCUAUAAGGUGUAUGAGUAGGUGAUUUUAUGAUGAUGAGCUAUUAGUGAUGAGUUUUGCUCUGGUUAAGUAUCUGUACACUAUUUAACUCCUAGUAUAUAAAUUUUUUAUUGCUUCACACAAGAAUUUUUUGUUGAAAUUAUUCAUAAAGGGCUUUGAGAAGAUUGAGGUGUUGUAUAGUUGCUAGCCUGCCUUCAGAUGAAACAAGUGAAGUGGGAAAUUUUUUACUAUUUUUAUGCUAGAGGGACUUCUGUAUUGUACGAGUGACACCUUGUUAUAGCAGUAUCUAUUUAGUA
Messenger RNA from Pistacia vera, 2781 nucleotides. Its product is annotated as putative chloride channel-like protein CLC-g. Gene Ontology annotation, biological process: transmembrane transport; chloride transport. NCBI's taxonomy places the organism in Eukaryota, Viridiplantae, Streptophyta, Magnoliopsida, Sapindales, Anacardiaceae. Gene Ontology annotation, molecular function: voltage-gated chloride channel activity. The transcript has 7 exons. The record is from RefSeq and is a predicted model, not a curated record. Bases 9 to 2351 code for a protein of 780 amino acids. Gene Ontology annotation, cellular component: intracellular membrane-bounded organelle; plant-type vacuole membrane.